Acanthaster planci (crown-of-thorns starfish) is the source of this 969-nucleotide messenger RNA. Its product is annotated as galanin receptor type 1-like. Gene Ontology annotation, molecular function: G protein-coupled receptor activity. Gene Ontology annotation, cellular component: membrane. Lineage: Eukaryota; Metazoa; Echinodermata; Asteroidea; Valvatida; Acanthasteridae. Gene Ontology annotation, biological process: G protein-coupled receptor signaling pathway. The record is from RefSeq and is a predicted model, not a curated record.
AUGUCUGCAGCAAACGAUUCAACGGCUGAGGGCACCCCGAAUGGGGUGGUCUCUGCAGUGCUAAUGACUCUGGAGGUCAUAGGCAUUCUGGGUAACACUCUGGUCUGCUUCACAAUCUUACGGGCCAAGUUCAUGCAUACCACCACCAACUACCUGAUUGCACACCUCGCCCUGGCUGACCUGCUGGUGUGUGCGACUUUCCUCGGGUUCCAGAAAAGGUUCAUCCCAUCUAAUCUGGAUGACCCACUCCUUUGCGUGCUGUUUAAAGCUCAUUUCCUAGUCUGGCUCGCCGUCGGCGUGUCGACCGCCUCCAUGGUGUUGGUCACUGCUGAGAGGUACAUAGCAAUUGUGCACCCGCUGCACUACCCGCGCUAUUUAUCGAAUUGGAGAGUCAAGCUUGGGAUAGCUGGAAUAUGGCUGCUGUCGGUACCCCUCGCCUCGAUACAAAUCUUUGUGCCUAAGACUAUUGCCGACAUGAGAAGCUGCUUGCAAGAUUUGACUGUCCCGUUGGACACCCUCAAAGCAGCCUAUGCCUUCCACGUGGCUUUGUACGUCAUUCCAAUGUUGAUUCUGUUUUACUGUUACGGCCGGGUUAUGGUCAACUUGCACCGGAAAGCGCGCCAAUAUCGAAAGGAUAACAACCAAGCCCACGCCGAGGGCCUGAUACGAGCGCAGCGAAAGGUGGCCAUCGUCUUGCUGAUCGUUGCGGUAGUUUACAUCACUGUCUGGUUCACCAUCAUCUUUUCUAAUCUGUAUCUCCUAUUCAACGAAGUAGCUGACUGCAAUACGCAAGAGAUAUUCAGACUCCUGUAUCCAGUUCUCCUGGUCUUCAACUCCGUGGUCAAUCCGAUAAUUUAUGCUUUUAAGUACAAGGAGUUUCAACGAGGCGUGAGGGAGGCGAUGUUUCCGCGAUGUUUGACGAGGCUCCACAGAGUAGGCGUUAGAGGUGAUGACAUUGCAAUGGGAUAG